Messenger RNA from Hippocampus comes (tiger tail seahorse), 660 nucleotides. RefSeq names its product UPF0585 protein C16orf13 homolog B. The annotation marks the transcript as partial. The record is from RefSeq and is a predicted model, not a curated record. Lineage: Eukaryota; Metazoa; Chordata; Actinopteri; Syngnathiformes; Syngnathidae. The transcript is spliced from 6 exons.
CUCGUGGUGGAGGAGCAAUCGCACCGGCAGCUCUUCGCCCUGGAGCUGGGAUCCGGAACCGGGCAGCAUGUCAUCCGCUUUGCCCAGAAGAUGCCCUUCGUCACCUGGCAGCCGUCCGACAUCCAAGAGGAGGCUCGGCAGAGCAUCAGGGCAUACAUCGCCGCGACCAACGUGACGACGGUGCUGCCACCUGUGCACCUGGAUGCCAGUGAGCCAUGGGAGAAGUGGGCGGGGGUCUCUCGCGGUUCCUGUGAUGUCAUUGUUGCAAUCAACCUACUCCAAUACAGCCCCUUCAAGACAGCACAGGGUGUUUUCAACGGGGCAGGUCAGAUCGUCAAACACAAUGGCCUGUUGGUGACAUACGGGGCGUACGCUAUUAACGGCACUAUUACGCCACGAUCCAACGAACUCCUUCAUGAAGAGCUGCGCAAAGUGAAUCCCGAAUGGGGACUUCCAGACAUGGAUGUGCUCCGACAGUUGGCCUAUGAAAAUGGGAUGCGUAUGGAGAGGAUGGUGGAGAUGGAAGAAUGUUACAAAUGUCUCAUCUUCAGAAAAAUAUAACCAUGUGUGUCAAUGUACUCUUUAUUGACCAGAAAUAAAGGGAUCAUGACCUACGUGUUUUGUUCUCGAGCACAAUGACAGAAAAAAAAAAACAAUGAA